This is a messenger RNA of Chenopodium quinoa (quinoa), 2119 nucleotides long. RefSeq names its product ankyrin repeat-containing protein At2g01680-like. Gene Ontology annotation, cellular component: plasma membrane. The transcript has 3 exons. Lineage: Eukaryota; Viridiplantae; Streptophyta; Magnoliopsida; Caryophyllales; Amaranthaceae. The record is from RefSeq and is a predicted model, not a curated record. The coding region runs from base 212 to 1816 and encodes 534 amino acids. Gene Ontology annotation, molecular function: protein phosphatase regulator activity; protein phosphatase 1 binding.
CAAAGGCCAACAAAAAUACCAUAACAUGUUCAACUUUCACUAAACCAAAAAAGUCGUCAAAAGUCGUGAAAACGAGUGAAAAAGAUGGGGAAGAAAGCGAGAAGUUACCACCACAUGUACUCUACUCUACACCAUUAUUUCUCUCUCCUUUCUCCUUCUUCUCAUUGACGAACUCAACUACGCACCAUUUCUACUCACUCGUCGACUGAAAAUGGACUCCAAACCACCAAUUCUUCUUCGGCUACUUACGCACCAACACCAGCAGUUCUUCUCUGCUGUUGAAUCCGGUGAUCUUCAAUCAUUACACCAAAUUAUCAACAAAUUGGCUGAAGAUGAUGAACGAGCUUCAAUUCCUGCUUUAAUGGCGUUGCAAAAUAGUUCUGGAGAAACUGCUUUGUUUAUUGCUGCAAUGAAUAAUUUGGUUGAGGUUUUUACUUAUUUGGUUGCUUUUUGUGAUGUGGGGGUUGCGAUGAUUAGGUCUAAGUCUGAUUUCAAUGCGUUUCAUAUUGCUUCUAAGCGUGGUCAUUUAGAGAUUGUGCGACAAAUGCUGAACAUCUGGCCUGAGCUUUGUAUGUCAUGUGAUUCCUCGAAUACAUCUCCACUCUACUCGGCUGCUGUUCAGGAUCAGCUGGAAGUGGUGAAUGCCAUAUUGGACACAGAUGACAGCGCAGCAAGAAUUGUCAGGAAAAAUGGGAAAACUGCUUUGCAUAAUGUUGCUAGAUAUGGUCGUCUUGAUAUGGUCAAAAUACUUGUAGAAAGGGACCCUGGAAUUGUCUCCAUCAAAGAUAAGAAGGGUCAAACAGCACUCCAUAUGGCUGCUAAAGGCCAAGAUCCUGCAAUUAUAGAGGAGUUGCUGCUUGCUGAUUGUUCAGUACUAAAUGAACGUGACAAAAAGGGAAAUACAGCUGUGCAUAUAGCAACAAGAAAAUGCCGCUCUCAGAUAGCCUGCCUUCUCCUGAGCUACACAUCUAUUGAAGUCAAUGCCAUCAACAAUCAGCAAGAAACAGCAAUGGACAUAGCGUCAAAGCUUCAAUAUGGAGAAUCUGCAUUAGUGAUUCGGGAAGCCUUGAUAGAGUCUGGUGGAAUGUGUGCUAGGAAUGUUGGUAAGAUGGAUGCAGCUAUGGAACUGAAGAGGACUGUGAGUGACAUAAAACAUGAGGUGCAGUCACAACUUUUACAAAAUGAGAAGACCAACAAAAGGGUUUUUGGCAUUGCAAAAGAACUGAAAAAACUUCAUAGAGAAGCUGUCCAAAACACGACCAAUUCUGUUACAGUUGUAGCUGUGCUGUUUGCCUCUAUUGCUUUCUUGGCAAUAUUUAAUCUAAAUGGCCAGUAUAUAACAACUGGACCAGAUGCAGGGAAAGCCAACAUUGCUGACACUGUUGCCUUUCGAAUUUUCUGCCUUUUAAAUGCAGCAUCUCUUUUCAUUUCUCUAGCUGUCGUCGUUAUCCAAAUUACUUUAGUAGCAUGGGAUACUCAAGCUCAAAAGCUAGUUGUCACUGUAACUAACAAGCUAAUGUGGGCUGCCUGUCUUAGCACUUGUGGAGCUUUCUUGGCAAUAGCUUUUGUGGUUGUAGGCGAUGAAGGUUCAUGGAUGGCCAUCACUGUGACGAUACUGGGGACAAUUGUGUUGAUGGGGACUUUGGCUAGUAUGUGCUACUUAGUGUUUCGACAUCAUUUCAAGAUUUUUGGAAACGACUCACAGAGACGCAUCAGAAGGGGAAGUGGAAGCAAAUCAUUUUCUUGGUCCUAUUCCAUCAAUGUCUCUGACAUUGACGAGUAUAACUCCGACCAUGAGAGAAUUUAUGCUCUAUGAUGUACAAAGUUACUUGCUCUUGGUGCUUCUCGUGUGUUACUUUUGUUGUUGCAAUUGAUAGGUUACUGACAGUAAUCUGUAGAUAAUUAGAUGUGUUUAGGUGGGUUUGAUUGUUUUUAUAGUGGCGUGUUUGGUGCUGGCUCUCGUGUUUCUACGUAUUUGUUCCUGUUCACCUACAUAUGUGUGUUUCUACGUAUUUGUUCCUGUUCACCUACAUAUGCAUCUAUAUAUUAAUAUUGUAAAUUUUUCCUUAUCUUUAGAUAAACAAAAAAGUACAUGUCAGUGUAUAUUGUAUAUUUUUAA